This is a messenger RNA of Choloepus didactylus (southern two-toed sloth), 816 nucleotides long. It is a transcript of the gene FBXO48, whose product is annotated as F-box protein 48. Gene Ontology annotation, cellular component: SCF ubiquitin ligase complex. Gene Ontology annotation, molecular function: protein binding. Bases 146 to 610 code for a protein of 154 amino acids. Lineage: Eukaryota; Metazoa; Chordata; Mammalia; Pilosa; Megalonychidae. The transcript has 3 exons. Gene Ontology annotation, biological process: SCF-dependent proteasomal ubiquitin-dependent protein catabolic process. The record is from RefSeq and is a predicted model, not a curated record.
CUCCUAGCCAGCAAGGCGGGUCUGGAGUAGGAACGCGAGGGACUAUGGGGAAGAACUCGAAAACCGAAGCUUUUAAAUCGCCGGAGGACAGGCCACUGCAGCCCAGUAGGUUACAUAUAAGGAGAAUUUACUAAAUCAUCAAGCUAUGCAGAAAAACUCCAAGAGGAACAAUAAUUCAAGAGUUUCUGAUAUAGAAUUGAAUCCUGUGGAUGCUGAGAAGAAAAAGGAGAGUCAAAACAACUUCAUUGAACUACUGCCUCCAGAAGUCACUUUUAAAAUUUUCAGUCAGCUAGACAUUCAGAGUCUGUGCAGGGCUUCAGUGACUUGCAGGAGCUGGAAUCACACAAUAAAAAACUGUGACUUCUUAUGGAAACCUCACUGUUUGACUGUACGAGCUGUGUGCCAAAGAGAAAUAGAUGAUGAUCUAGAAAGUGGCUUUUCCUGGAGGGUAAUACUACUGAGGAAUUACCAGAAGAGUAAAGUGAAACAUGAAUGGCUAAGGGGAAGAUAUAGCAACAUAAGUUCUCCCAUUAGCCUGCCAGAAAAAAUCAUGUACCCGAUGGAUGCAGAUACAUGGGGGGAAAUUCUAGAAGCAGAACUGGAAAGAUAAAAGGAAAAAUCACAAAUAUAUUGUAACCUUGAGAGAUUAAAACCAAAAUGACAAUUUGGUUGCAAAAGGUGUACCUUUAGUUGUUCAUUUUUUUUGUUCUCUUUUUAAUAUUUAACAUUUUUUAAAAACUGAUAAAGUAUUAUGAAAGUUAAAACUUUAUUUUUAUUUUGUAUUUUAUUAAUAUUUUUAUAGUUCUGUAGAAAAAU